Molecule: messenger RNA, 1164 nt
Organism: Saprolegnia parasitica CBS 223.65
Lineage: Eukaryota; Oomycota; Saprolegniomycetes; Saprolegniales; Saprolegniaceae
Exons: 13
Coding region: 1-1164 (387 amino acids)
Molecular function (GO): protein binding
Source: RefSeq, a predicted model, not a curated record
AUGGAGGACGCAGCGCGACCAGGGACCAAGCUGGCCGUUCGUGCGUGGCUACACGCUGUCGACAUUGGCGCCUCGGAUAUGUUUCCUGCCGCUCUGCACAUCGACGCACCACUCGAUGCGGCCGGGAACACGGCGCUGCAUGUAGCUGUGGCUGCGGGGCACCUUGCUGGCGUGCGACGACUCAUAUCGCUUGGCUGCGACCUCGAUGCAUGCAACAUGCGUCAGCGAACGCCUCUGCUCGUGGCCACCGCGCACGGCCGCGCCGAGUGCGCCAUGGCGCUAUUGGAGGCUGGGGUCUUGCCCGAGGCACCCCGACACAGCCCGCUCUUUGAAGCGUGUCGGCAUGGGCUUUUGGACGUCGCGCGCGGUCUCAUCGCCGCUGGCGCCAACGUCAACUUUAUGAACAGCGGAGGGUAUGUGCCACUGAUGGCGCUGCUGACGAGGCCGCCCGAGUUUGACAUCGAGCCGCUGCUGGCGUUGCUCGUGGCAUCUGGCGCCGACAUUCAUCGAUGCACCAGCCCCGGCGCGAUUUGUGACUUUGCGCAUCAACCGAACCGCUACCGACUCUUUCUGCGCUACGGUGCGCGCGUAUCCGACAUGGAUCUAAGGCUGCUCGUAAACAAUACGGCACUCCUUCACGUCUACCUCGAGGCCGGUGGCGAUGCCAACGCUCAAACUCAGCCUAGCAGUCCUACGCUUCUGGGACUCCUAGCGCAAGCCAACGAUCACGCGGGGCUGUGUAUGGCGCUGCCCCUGGGCGAUGUCGGCUUUCUGGGCGAGCGUGCUAGCCCCAAUGGUGGAGCCCCUCUCGAUGUUGCCAUUCGCUCGGGCGCGGACCUCUUGACCUUCCAGUUGCUCUUGGAUCGUCCCUGCUCGCAAGAGGUACCUACGUACUUUUGUCUCAGCAACGUACGACACAUGACGCUGCUGCUGAACGGAGGCUACGACCCCAACUGGCGUACACCGGAGGGCUACACUUUGGUGUUUCUAGCCGCUCGUGACGGGUGGGGCUCAAACGUCGAGGUUGUUGGUCUCCUUGCCCCCCUUACCGCCGGCCUCCUCACCGAGCGCCACGUGGACGUACUGCGCUGGACGUGGCGGUCGCGAUGGGCCAUAUUCCCGUUGUGCGAGCGCUUCUCCAAGCGGGCUUUGCAUCCGUUGUGA